AUGACUCCGACCGGCAGACCCAGAGGUCGACCGAGGAAGGUCGACAGCUUCAGCAGCACCACAACUACAUCGAGAGCAUCUUCAUCCAGACGUUCCACCGGCAAACUCGUCAACAACUCGUCAACAACUUCCCAAAAGCACAAACCUUCGGCUCCUUCUACCGUCAACGAUGAAGGUGAUGAUGAUGACGAUAUUUCUAGCUUGGACUUUCCUUCCCCUUCUAGAAUCGAUGAGUACGUUGGCGCAAAGGUCACGAAGAGGGUCCCAGCUGCAAAAGCUCGCAAUUCCUUGUCCUCUGUGUCGACUGUCAACGACUACAACGAGAGCAGCGGCUACUCAACUCCUCUCACGAGUGGUGUUGCGACUCCGGCAUCUUUCAACAAACCCACAGCAUCAACAGCCCGUAGACGAGGACGUCCUACAGCGACAAUGUCACAUACAGCUGCCCCUUCAGUCAAUAUGGUAGCUCGCGCUGCUGCUCUCCGAAACAGUCAAUUUUCCCUAAAUCCAAACAAACGAAAGCGAAUCGCCGAUUCAGAGGAAGAAGAGGAUGCCGACGAGGAUAAUACUGCAGAUGCGCAGCUUGCUCGGGCUCUCCAAGAGAAGGAAGACGCCAAAGCCAACAGCAUGAGUGCUAUGGACAUCGAUGGACCUGCAACUCGAAGAACCCCUCGCAAAACACAGAAGAGAAUUUCCAAGAUCGUUUACGACUCUGAAAUCUCGGAUGAUGAAGAUAUUAAAGUCAUACAAAAGUCUUCCCAACUUGCUAAUAGGCCCAAAAUUGAACUUUCUGCUAAAGGUAAUAAUGGUGUCAAAUUCAUAGGGAAUGGACAGGGGAAGGCCAAAGUUAUUCAAGACUCAGACGAUUCAGACGAUUUUAUUGAAAUUGACGACUCUGAAGAUUCUGACCCUAUCGCCAUUAGCACACCGCGAUCUCGUAUGAAGCAUGUCAUUCAGGGGCAAUCUAAAGCAUUCAAAGCAAGCUCUUCUCCACGACGGCGCUCAACCAAGAUGAUGCCACCUCCAGCCAAUCGCCCUCGCAACACCAACGUGAGGCUUGGAAAACCACCCGCCAUGAAACGCGAAGACACAACAGCUUCGACUAGCUCUAGCCUCACCAACCUCUCCAACCAUUUUCCUACUACGGAGAGUGAUUUUGAUGUCUCAGACUUAGGAUCAGCCAGUGUAUUUGAAUCAGAUUCAGAAUCUGAUGGUGUUCCAAUCGCUGCAGCUGGCCCGUCAAGUUCUGUAGUUCCUCGAUCUCGUCCUCGUGGAAGCGCUCGUCACAGGAUCAACCUAGCCGAACAUGACACAGGAGUGAGUCGUAGGUCUAGACAGGAACGUGCUCGUCUCGAAGCGCAUCAUCCUGAGCUCCAAACCAUGUGGAAAGAUCUUGAAAAUCUGCCAAAGAUUGGAUCGGUGAAGAUUGAGCAGCCGAAGAACAUCAACCGCGAGCUGAAGCCCUUCCAGCUCGAGGGUGUCGCCUGGAUGAAGGCUAUGGAGAAGACGGACUGGGGUGGAGGCUUACUUGGUGAUGAGAUGGGCAUGGGUAAAACCAUUCAAGCUGUCUCAUUGAUCAUGUCCGACUUCCCCGCUGCUCAACCAUCCCUUGUCCUAAUUCCCCCAGUCGCGCUCAUGCAAUGGCAACAAGAAAUUGCUGCUUACACUGAUGGAACCCUGAAGACUUUUGUUUACCACGGCACCAAUGCGCAUACCAAAGGGGCCACCCUCGAUGAUCUCAGGAAGUAUCAUGUUAUUCUCAUGUCGUACAACAGUCUUGAGUCCAUGUACCGCAAGCAGGAAAAAGGCUUCAAGCGCAAAAACGGAUUACACAAAGAGGAGAGUAUCAUCCAUCAAAUUCAAUUCCAUCGUGUCAUUCUCGACGAGGCACACAACAUCAAGUCACGCACCACUGGCUCAGCAAAAGCAUGCUUCGCUCUAAAGGCGGACCACAAAUGGUGCUUGUCCGGAACACCCCUUCAGAAUCGUAUUGGUGAAUUCUUUUCUCUAGUUCGCUUUCUUGAUAUCAAGCCAUUCGCCUGCUAUUUCUGCAAGCAAUGUCCUUGCUCGACUCUAAAUUGGGAUAUGAAUGAGAACAAUCGCUGCUCGGGCUGUCUUCACAGUGGCAUGCAGCAUGUCUCCGUUUUCAACCAAGAACUUCUCAAUCCAAUCCAGAAGUUCGGUAACAAGGGACCUGGAAAGGAAGCGUUCCGUAAACUUCGAAUCCUUACCGAUCGAUUCAUGCUUCGUCGUGUAAAGCGUGAUCAUUCCUCAGCAAUGGAACUGCCAACUAAGGAGAUCUAUGUCGACCGUCAAUUCUUUGGCGAAGAGGAGAACGAUUUCGCUGGUAGUAUCAUGAACAACGGUGCCAGAAAGUUCAAAACAUACGUCGCUCAAGGUGUUCUGCUCAACAAUUACGCCAACAUCUUCGGUCUGAUUAUGCAGAUGCGUCAAGUCGCUGACCAUCCGGAUCUCAUCUUGAAAAAGAAUACCGAAGGCGGUCAAAACAUACUUGUCUGCUGCAUCUGUGACGAGACUGCAGAAGAAGCAAUUAGAUCUUCUUGCCGUCACGAAUUUUGUCGCGAGUGUGCCAAAAACUACCUCAAUUCUUCGGAUGAGCCCGACUGUCCACAAUGUCACAUCCCUCUCAGUAUUGAUCUUGAGCAACCUGAUAUCGAACAGGACGAGCAAAUGGUUAAGAAGUCAUCUAUCAUCAACCGAAUUAAGAUGGAAAACUGGACUAGCAGCACUAAGAUUGAAGCUCUCGUUCAUGACAUUUGGCAACUGCGAUCGAAAACCAGGACCACAAAGUCAAUCAUCUUUAGUCAAUUCACUACCAUGCUUCAACUAGUCGAAUGGCGGCUUCGUCGUGCUGGUAUCACCACUGUCAUGCUUGAUGGCUCCAUGACACCUGCACAAAGACAGGCUUCUAUCAAUCACUUCAUGACCGAUGUCAAUGUUGAAUGCUUCCUUGUUUCUCUCAAGGCUGGCGGCGUUGCUCUUAACCUGACCGAGGCUUCCCAUGUGUUCAUUGUCGACCCUUGGUGGAACCCAGCUGCAGAGUGGCAGUCUGCUGAUCGUUGCCAUCGUAUUGGACAAGCUAGACCUUGCUCUAUCACGCGAUUGUGCAUUGAGGAUUCUGUCGAGAGCAGAAUGGUCCUGCUUCAGGAGAAGAAGGCCAACAUGAUCAAUUCCACCAUCAAUUCUGAUGAGAGUGCAAUGGAGAGUUUGACUCCGGAGGAUAUGCAGUUCUUGUUCCGUGGAAAUUGA
Molecule: messenger RNA, 3270 nt
Organism: Lachnellula hyalina
Lineage: Eukaryota; Fungi; Ascomycota; Leotiomycetes; Helotiales; Lachnaceae
Gene: RAD16
Product: DNA repair protein RAD16
Exons: 4
Coding region: 1-3270 (1089 amino acids)
Molecular function (GO): ATP binding; ATP-dependent chromatin remodeler activity; metal ion binding
Source: RefSeq, a predicted model, not a curated record